GUGACCUUGUUUCUGCCCUCCUGGGUUUUUUUCGCCACCGUUAAAAAUCGUCGGAAAUGUGGCCAUCAGCCACAAUUUUCCCUCUAAUAUACGGUUUUGUACUACUAUCAGCUUCACAAAGCAAAGGCAUUGACAUCAAGAACCGUGACGGGAAAGGUAAGCUAAGCUCUUUUUGCUAAAUGAAAAUUUGCAGCACCGAUUCACUAGUGACAAUUCACCUAAAAUCCAUAUAACCUGCAGUCUGGACUUGGUUCGAAAGCUUUCUGUCGGUGUCAAUAGGAAAUAAUUCUACAUACUUCUGUCUUCUUCUGUAAAACUCCUUUUGCUGCACACAAUAAAUUUGAAUACUGUGAGGCUUAUCUGGUACUGACAUAUGCCUAAAUGUGACUUGAUCCCCUUUAAAUGUGACAAUUUGUGUUUGCUUUUAUUUGUUAACACCCAAUGUAUCGUGACUUUUGAUGAUAUCCGUGACUGUUGUCAACAAAUCUGCCCUCGAGGUUUACUGAUCAAUCAGAUAAAUAACCAUAUGUUACACACAAUACAUAGAGACGUUUACUGUCACUCGUAAUCCUUUUGAAGAAUGUGCUCAGCUUUAUCGCUUGACAGACAUCCGUGUAACUGAAAAAUCAAAGGUCCUUACAUGUCAAAUUCAACAGUAUUAUGAUUUGGGCCUGUACUGUUAUCAUACCCCCGGGAAAUUUAUUUGUUGUGAAAAAUGAAAAGCGUAAACUAAUGUAAGUUCAGCCGAAUAUCGAUGAAAUUGAAAAUCACAAUGAAUUGUGGAACUGGUUUUGGUUUCGGCUCAAUAAGUGACUUUGACUGUUCUACAUCUGCAUUGAACUAGAUAGGAGAGUUAGUUAUUGGGUAUUAAGAGAGAGAAUUACAACUUUAAAUAAUCUCGGUUCUUCGAAUAAAAAACAGAUAUUGAUACAACUCAUUUAACUUGCGCAUAGUUUUCCCUCAUUGCAGAAGACAAAGAGCAAGGUGUUGUUCGUCAAAAAAGGACGUUUGGUAAAGUUGAACCGCCAUGUAACUGUAAGUUUUCUAUAGUUACAUAACCCACACUAGUUUUCAAUUUUCAAGACUCGAUUUGUAAUUUCCUCUAUAACUUUCAUACAUUUUCUUGUUGACAGGUUACAAAAGCUACAGGUAUUAGAAAAUAAUACGGUUCUGCUGUGAAAUUUUGUGUAUUCCCAUCACGUUUUGGCUUUGUAACGCACCGAAAUUAUGAGGGGGAUUUCAUACGAUAUUCACUUCUGGGGCAAAAAAUGUUCGGUCGUAGGUAAAACUCUUGUGGUAAUCAUUUCCAGCAAUGUACGUUCGACCUGCCGCGAAAAAAUGAAUAAUCCUACUGAUAUUGAAUCACUUUGUUUGCCUUCAUUUAGUGACCCGUGGCGUGUACGUGGAAAGGUGGGACAGGAUAGAUUACAAGCGCAUUAAAUUUCUGCUGAAGGAUCCGCGAUUUCCGAACCUGCCAAGUUUUGCAACAUGUUUACCAACAUUUGAGCAGCCAACAAACUGGGGGGACUUCUUUGGUUCGCGAUUAAGAACCUACUUUGUCCCUCUUCAGACUGGAAACCAUUAUUUCUUCAUUUGUAAGAAUCCUGCUUUCCUUAAUAUGUAGUAAAAGAACGACCAAAGGGAGCAAAGGAUCACGUAAUGAUCCUGACAUAAUAAUGAAACUUCACCUAAGUAGUUCUUACAAGAUCAAGUAAAACUCAGGGUCAGGCAUUGUUGAAAAUUAAACAUAUACUGUUCAUCAUUACCACAUUAUUGGCUUCAGGAUCAUCAUAGAUAAACAAUAGCCUCCAUCUGGUGUGAAAAUAUUCACGCAUAACUGUCCGCGUACACUACCUGUUUCCAGAUGCGAACAGUUUUGCGAGAGUCAAGCUCGAGGAAAACUGUGAGCUUUGAGGAACAGAUAAUGUCCAAGGACAAAUAUGCGAGCUUAUUUUCGCACCAAGUGAGAGCGAUUGUGUUUAUUAUCCUUGAGAUAAAUUUGCAAUAUGCGGAAAAAAUGUUUACGAACAGCUUAUUGUUUACUGCGUAUGAUAUUCACCUUUGUUCUCUGGUAGGACUUUAUGAACCAACAAAAUGCUCUCUCAUUUUAUUUUAUCUCAAACUAGAAAUCACUCGAAGACUUUUCGUAUUGGAUGUAAGGUUUGAAAAUUAGGGAAAAUCUUCAGGGGUGCAUUCUCUGAUAUUUCGCACUUUUAGGUGUGGAAUAUGAAUAAUCGGUCACGUGAUAGUUUUGACUAAUCGCACAUGAACAAAAAAUGUUUGAAAAUCAUCAUAUCUUAGAAAAACCCGAUUAGUGUUCCAGAAGAUUGGCAAAAAACGUUCUGAUUUGGCUACGGAAGGGGAAGACUUAUAACUAGUACAGAUGUUGAAAUGAAAAAAGGCAAAACGCAAAAGCAAUUUUUGUGGUUUUCUUUUACUUAAUAGUACAUAACUACGAUACAAUUUCGCACUCCUUUUCUUUGAAAUACAGCUUCUAAUGCAGGAAGUGAACUGUUCAUAAGCACAAAUGCCAACCCAAAAGGUAAAACAAUGAUCACUGGAGUAGAUGGAGGAUUUCCUACAAACCACUACGAAUAUGACAGGUACACUUUCAACAAAGUAUGGUUUAAUUUGGGAUUCAUUUUCCACCGGAGAGGCGGAGGGUGAAAGUGAAAUUAAAAAUGAUCUUAGAUUGGCGUAUACGUUGAAUGGGGAAAUUUUUUUUCUCUACAUCGCCCCUCAAUAUGACUUUCACCAAGAUUCUAUAAGGGCAGGCGAGACCUUAAUAGUCCAUGGAAAGGAAAGGAAACAGAAAGAGCCAACAUCAUUCGAUGUAAUGUUCACCCUGUUCAAGUAUGAGUCGCCUUUCUUUUAAGUACUCAAGAGAAAUGGUCAAUUGUGCAAUGGAAUUCUUUUUAAAAAUUUGUAAUUUUUGGACUCAAUCCAGUUCUCCAGGACUACGUUAAAACAUAUCAAGGGUGAUUACAGUUGUAUUUAGCUUCGGUUUGAGACUUGUAAAUGACCAACACGCAAAAGCCCUCAGCUAAAUAAGCUAUAAAUAUUAAAACCGUUACAGGUUUACAAACCAGAAGUCACUCCCAGUUUACCUAAAAAAAGGCGUGUACUACUACAUGGAGGCAAUCAUGAAAGAUGACCAUCAAUGGGACCACUUAGAAGUUGCUUUAGAGACACCAGAUGGAAAGUUUUAUAAAGUGAUUCCCUCUCAAUUCCUCUGGACGAUAUACCACCCAUCUUCGGGUCAGUAGCUCAGUGCUCUUCAAUUUGAAAAUUUCUUUCAUUUUUUUUCUUGCUUAACUUUGUAUCCAUAAAUUCGCCCAUUCAAUUACAAAAGCCCCCCAGCCCCACACAUAAUCUCAAUUAUUCUCACAAUGUAUUAAACGAAAUAUCUGCACUAUUAUUCCAUAAAUUAAAAUUAACUAUACAUUUUUAUCGUAUAAUGUACGUUCUCCAGAGUACAACUUCACGUAUCAGGCAACAUUGAUCAGAGCAGCAGCAAUAGCUGGUGCUAAGGCUGGUUCGUCAUUCGGAGCAAAGUGGGCUAUGAAAAGUGGAGCAAAAGCUGGAGAAAAGGCUGGUGCAAUGGCAGGAAUGAGGGCUGGAGCAUCAGCAGGAGCCAGUGCAGGGGAAAAAGCUGCUGCGAACACGAUGACAAGGACUUUAGAAAAUGCAAUGAACUCCCUUCACGGUGAUGAACUUCAUAAGUUUAAGAUCACUCUCAAAAGCGGAAGUGAAGUCGAUAUUACUGGCCCUGGAAUAGGAGGGGCUGGAACCGGUGCUGCCGGAGCUGCCGGUGCUGCAGGGGUCGGUGGAGCAGGGGGAGCGGGAACUGCCGGUGCUUCUGCAACAGCUGGAGCAGCUGGAACGGCUGGAUCAGCUGGAACGGCUGGAUCAGCUGGAACGGCUGGAUCAGCCGGAACCGCCGGUGCAGCUGGAGGUGCAGGAGGAGGAGGAGGAGGAGGAGGAGGAGGAGGAGGUGGUACAGGAGGAGGAGGCGGAGGCGGAGGAGGAGGAGGCGGUGGCGGAAUAGCAGGAGGGAGUAGCGGAGGAAUUAUUGGCGCUGGAUCAAGUGGGUCUUCGAGUGUAGGGGGUGGCAACAGCGCGGCAGGAGGAACAGGUACAAGCAUAGGUGGUGGUGCUAGUGCUGGCGGAGGUGUGUCUAUAGGAGGAGGAGGAGGAGGUGCAGUGGCUGGAUCAUCUUCUGGGAUGGCUACUGGAGGCUCUAGCGCUGCAGGAAUCGCAGGUGGGGGUGCUGUCGGUGGGGCUCCUGGAGAAUCUUCCUACUCUUCACAACGUGAGGUCACGUAUAUUCCAAAACCGGGAGAGGAUCCACAGACAAUUGCCCGACAGUUAGUUUGGAGGGUUGGAGGCGCAAGCAAACGUAAGUGAAAAAUUCCCCUCAUAUCUCACUGAAAAACAUCAAAGUUUCACAAAGUAAUUCGUCCAAUAGAAAAAGAUGAAUUCCGAGCACAAAAUAGGGACAAGAUUCUUUUCAGACGAAAACUUUAAACUUUAAUGCUAGUGGUUUCAAACCAAAUAUUGAUCAGCGUAUGGAAAUAAAAUAUCUAGUCUAACAGAAUUCCGAAGUCCCAGAGCGAUUUUUCUGCAAUGAAAAGUAUCUGGGGACUUACUAAGCUUGAUUUAAUUAUGCAGCGGUGCAAGUUCUGAAUACUUAGUAGAUUGUUAUCAACUAGGGAAAAUGUUCUUGAGCGCAUAGAACAGUCAAUCUCAGACGCUGCACAACUAUGAGACCUGGAGUUCGUCAGUUGCCUGAAAUUAGACUAUUAAUCUUUAAUUGGAUAAAUCUUGACAACUGAUGUCUGUCAAAUUAAAAGAAAUCUUAUUCGUUCCACUCUCCUUAGUUGUGGACAAAGGACUAUACACUAUUCAUUCAUAUGACAUUCCAUAUGCCCAAGAGAACAGUACACUUAACUUCUGCUGGCGUUCCAAAAACAGUGAUGUUGCGCUGGAUCACUUCUGCCAAGUUUUCAGAGCUCAUAUUCCAGGCCUUUUCGAGAAAGUUAAGGACAGUGACGGCACAGUUUCAUUUGAGUCACUCUGUUUACCAGGACAUUACAUCAAGCAAAGAAACUACCAUUUCAUUCUUCAAAAAAGGGACGGAUCGGAACUCUUUGGUAAGGAUUAAUUUCAAAUGCUUGCUUGUUACGUUCCAUAUUACAUUUCCCCCCUUUUCUUGGGAUACUCAAUCGUUAUAAUUGCAUCAGAGGACUGCAAAAUCGGCAAGUGCAAGUUCAAUCCUUGAACCAAUUUUCGCUUGACAUUUUUAAGUACUAUUUCACAAUCUUUGUGUGUCUUCUUUCGUUUGAUUGUAAAUGGGUACAUGUAAAGAUUUUUAAAACGCUACUGAAGGUCCUCACUUCUGGUCCGUCCGUCAUGUUUUAGAAACCGGACAACCAACAGCAAGAGUACAGCAGAAGAUGCCUUUGGUUCACAGUUUCAUUUCUGUUCUUUACUUUAGUUGCGUAGCUAUACUGUCCAAUGUAAAUUAUCCAAUUUUUUUAAAUAUGUAUAUAUACUUUUUUAAAAUUAUACCACGACAAAAGAACGAUGCUCCUAUACAGAGAUCUUUGCCAGCUUUAUUGAUUUGACCCUUUAAUUUCAGAUAAAGAGAGCUCCUUCAGAGCUUUCUCUGUGAUGAAAUACACUCGGAAUCUGAUGCUGCAAUCUAUGCAUAAGGAUUGGUAUAUUUGUGAAAAAAAAUCGAAGUCGAUCCAUAUAGCAUCUGAAUUAAAGUUGGACUUUUACAAUGGUGACCCUGAUGUCCUCGUUCGCUGCACGUUUGUCUUUCAUCCUAUCGCUCAAAAUGAAAAUAAAUACAGGAUGUGCCAGAGGGUAGUGGGACCUGUGGCACAACCAGAAAUAAGUGGACAACCUCUUCCGCAUCCUCCUCACUUAGUUCCGGAUGCAUCACCAUCCCCUGCUUUGCCCUCGUGUAUACCAGUAUGUCCAGCAAGGAAAGGGGAAGGAGCCUCAGCUCAACCAGGAAAUUUUGAACCAUCCAUUCCCGGCCCUCCAACGUCAUCUGGGAGUCCUUCUGUCGCAAAUGUCAAGAGUAGGUGACUCUUUUAAUGCAUAUAUUCAAUGUGUUUUGCUUUACAGAUAUCUCUUGUCUCCUGUAUCUAACAAGCAUAGAAGAGCUGUCUUCAAACUUCUCCUGGGGUCAAAGUUUUAAUAAAUUUACGUUCCUUUUUUUUGUUAAAUUAACAACUUUAUGCAAAGUCAACACUUUAAAGUCAGUUUGAACAGAAAAAAUCCAAUAUGGGGAGCGAAAUUAGUCGAGUGGUUUGUAAUGUAUUGUAUAAUCAUUUUUAAAAUCUAUUUUACGCUAGUACUCCCUCUUGAUUUUUUUUUGUCGGCAGAGGCGUGUGUCGCCGUGAACUUCAUAAACAAUUUUGGAUCUGAAUUCAAAAUUUUAUCAUCCCUCAAACACGAGGCAUACCUAGUAACUGGAUCUGGCUUUAAGCUGAAGCUUAUGAUAAACCGGCCCGAACUUCACAGUCACGUGACUUUCACCGCUGAAGAUCCUAAAUGGAACCGGGAAUUGCUAUUGAACCAAAAGCCAAAUAUAUCAGAGGCAGUGGUCGAGGGAUGUCCUGAUUAUAUGGAUGUCAUAGUGACAUCAAAAAAAGGUAAAAAUGAGCUAUAAACUGUUGAUGAUAAUCGCUGAGCAACUACCCUUUACCAGCAGGAUUGCAAAUGAUCAAGGUGUACCAUGAUGAUAUUCCCACGACACAGUAAAUGAGCCUUCCAAAAAAGACAGCCGACUUGGUUUCUGAGCGUUUAAAAUGAGUCAAUUAAGUGUAGCAUUGAUACUACUACUUGACUGUUAUUCUACAUAGAUAUCAUCUUAUCUACAUACAUCUGGAUACUUUUUUUUCUCCGCACAGGCGCCUCAACAAACAGGACCGGUAGUCAUGUUGCUCCUCCGUCACUUCCGUUAACACCUUCCUCACCGGCUUCAAUAUUCCCUCCACCCUCUCCCCCUGCCUUAUCUCCAGCUCAACCCUCUCCCCCUGCCUUAUCUCCAGCUCAACCCUCUCCCCCUGCCUUAUCUCCAGCUCCACCCUCUCCCCCUGCCUUAUCUCCAGCUCCACCUCUACCUCCGUCCCCUCCAUACAAUUAUCGAAAGCCUCCUUCUUCUCCAGUAACAGCACCAUCUCCACCCUCCCUGCCAUCAUCACCACCUUCUUCAGCUUCAGUAUCAAACGGAAGUAAGUUUACACACUGAGGAAGAAUUACUACUUCUGACCAGGAUUGAUAUCCUCAGCGAAAUUCAAAUUUUUUUUGGUAACUUUCGCAGUUUCGCACCGCUGUCUUUACCUUUCAUGAGAUUCCGUUUUUGUUAUUUAUGUGAAACUAAAUCCCAAACUUAUGUCAGAAUAACGUAGCAACUCAAGAAGCAGUUAUACUGAUGAAUGCUGUGUUCAUAUUUUCAUUGAUAGAGCAAAAUCUCAUGCACACAACAAAUCCAAAGUCAUCAUAUCCAGGGCUUUGGAAAUAUUGGGACUGGAUAACUUAAACAUUUUCUUAAUUGUUAUUAUGAACGCGUAACUAACCUUUUUUGAUUUAAUUCAUUCAGAACAGGAACCACAAGCACUCCACUAUCACUAUCACUUCCAUGGUCAGAAAGCAACGGCGGGUAAAUCAGGUAAAAUUUUAGAACAAAGAAUAUACGACGAUUCUGUUCUUACUACAACCUAAUGACAUAAUUAGUGAUUAUUCAACGAUCUCGGAUGACCUGGCCGGAUCUCUACCAAACAAAGCAACAGACAAAGAACACAACAUUAAUACAGCCAUAAUGUACGCCAACAUGCCUAAAGUACAACAUUAAACACACAAGCUGGAGGCUUGACAAGAUUUAACCGGACUAUUUUUUUAAAUAUGUUUGUUUCAGCAUUUUGUCCCAACAUGUGCUCGCAGUCUGCAGAAUGUCAUCCCACUUGUCCAUCACACUGCUGCAAGCGCGACUUCGAUGAGGAAAUAUCAGACAACGAUGAUGACGAAGAUAUAACGGUGAUUUGAAAACGUCCAUUCAUUGCAUGUCGCUAUUUUUCUCGUUUAAAAUUAACAAAGAUUGUUGAUUUGUAUAUUGAUGGCGGAUGGGCGUGCUAGCAUAACUCCUGACCUUAGGAAACUUAAAAAAAUGGCUUUCGAGGCUAUUUUAGCGACUCCUGCAUCGCUUGCCUGGUGAAAAAAAACAGAAGACAUUUAUUGUCUCUAAAAUAAGUGCUCAUGUAUCUGUCUCCAC
Pocillopora meandrina is the source of this 8287-nucleotide messenger RNA. The record is from the annotation of a GenBank genome assembly. Lineage: Eukaryota; Metazoa; Cnidaria; Anthozoa; Scleractinia; Pocilloporidae.